Molecule: messenger RNA, 1899 nt
Organism: Spodoptera litura
Lineage: Eukaryota; Metazoa; Arthropoda; Insecta; Lepidoptera; Noctuidae
Product: O-glucosyltransferase rumi homolog
Biological process (GO): protein O-linked glycosylation; positive regulation of Notch signaling pathway
Cellular component (GO): endomembrane system
Molecular function (GO): UDP-xylosyltransferase activity; UDP-glucosyltransferase activity
Source: RefSeq, a predicted model, not a curated record
UACACGCCGGCCCAUUCGCGCAAGCGCAAACGCUAUAUUUCUAUUGUUUCUGUUUUGUUGUUAUCAACAAUAUCAGCAUUUCUUUUGUUUACUUUUAUAAAAAAAGUUUUUCUAGUUUCAACAGAAAUGAUUACGAAUUGUCAUUUGUUUGCUCUAAUUUCCGUUAUAGUUUCUGUUACUUCUAGUACAAAUAAUGAAUUUUGUAGUAAAGAUGAGAAAUCUUGCUUUGAAGAGCACAACAAAUAUAGCAGAGAAUUAAAUGACUGGUCCUUAAAAAUCAAAGAACAAAUAAAUACAGCUAUUAAUGAAUAUGUUCCUUGUAAAGUAGAAAAUUGCAGCUGUCAUAAGUCAUUAAUUGAUGAGGACCUAGCUCCAUUUAAAGGAGGCAUAACUAAGGAAUUAUUUGACAGAGCUCGUGCGAAAGCUACCAAAUAUCAGAUUAUUGAUGGAAAGUUGUACAGAGAAGAAGAAUGCCAUUUUCCAGCUAGAUGUGCAGGUGUAGAACACUAUCUUGUUGCAAUAGCAGCAAAAAUGCCUAAUUUAGAACUAGCGCUGAAUACCAGAGAUUGGCCUCAAAUGAAUAGGGCCUGGGGCCAUCCAAAAGCACCAGUAUUAUCAUUUAGUAAGACUAAAGAUUAUUAUGAUAUAAUGUAUCCUGCUUGGAGUUUCUGGGAAGGUGGUCCAGCUAUAUCCUUGUAUCCUACUGGCAUAGGCAGAUGGGACAAACAUAGAAUCUCAAUAUCUAAAUCUGCUGAAAAAUGGUCAUGGGAAAAGAAGGAAAGUAAAGCCUUUUUCAGAGGAUCUCGAACAAGUGAUGAAAGAGAUGCUCUUGUACUACUCUCUAGAGCUGAGCCUGACUUAGUUGAUGCUCAGUACACCAAAAAUCAGGCUUGGAAAUCAGAUAUGGACACCCUUUAUGCACCGCCAGCAUCAGAAGUGCCAUUUGAAGAACAUUGUAAAUACAAAUAUUUGUUCAACUACAGAGGAGUGGCUGCUAGCUUUCGAUUCAAGCAUUUAUUCUUAUGCAAGUCUCUGGUCUUCCAUGUUGGUGAUCAAUGGCUCGAAUUUUUCUACCCAUCACUUAAACCUUGGGUACACUAUAUUCCUAUUAGUCCCAGAGCCUCACAGGAAGACAUUAAGAAGUUAAUUAAUUUCUUCAAAGAACAUGACGACUUAGCCAAUGAAAUCGCACAUAGAGGCUUUCAACAUAUUUGGGAUCAUUUAACAGAUAAGGACGUGAAAUGUUACUGGCGUAAACUUCUAAAGAAAUACGCCAAACUCGUGACUUAUGAUGUAGUAAAAGAUAAUAAUCUGAAAUUAAUUUAUUAAUAAGAUAAGAUUUAAAAAUGUAUAAUUAUAUUAGCUAUUUUGUAAUCCUGUUGUUUAUUUAAUAUUAACAGACUGCACUGUCCUCACCAAUAGCGGCGAACUUGUUGCUAGGCACCAAGUCGAAUAUUGUGAUAUUUACUAACUUUGAUUUCUUUUGAUAUUUAUUUAUUUCUCUCAUCACAUCAUUGUGUAAACACGAUAACACAAUAGAGUAAAAAAAAAAAAUACAAAAUAAAAUCCCGAGACUGGUGUCUGUUGUACUAACUAAAACUUGUAUCACAGAUCACCAGGCCGAAAUUGAAAACCUUGAGUAAAUAAAACAAUAUCUCGGUCACGUACUGAGACAUGACAAAAACAUGCUGCUUCAUCUUAUAAUGAUGGGUAAGAUAUAAGGGCAGAGAAGCGCUGGGCGAACGGAAAAGUCGUGGCUGCGCAAUAUUCGGGAGUGGACCGGUAUCAGCUCUGUUGAGCAACUUUUCCGCCUGGCCAAUGACAAGGACCAAUUAAACAAGUUGACGGCCAACCUUCAGGAAUGAAGUGGCACCAUAAGAAGAAGAAAUAAAACAAACA